AAAAAGGGGACCGAUCGUUUCCUGACCGUCAGAUCACGAUGCACCGCCUGUGACCGGGUUCACGCAGGCUCCAGGUAAUCCCUCAUCGGGGAACAUCCUCCUCCCAAAGCGCAUUGGAUCUCUCUCUUUUUGCUGCACAAAGCUGCUCCUCUUGACUUGUGACUGGCACAGGGGCAUUUUGGCUGGGGGCUAAUUUACACUCAUGAGUAAGCAAAUCCAUAUCUGCUGCUCGUAGACGACAGGAGAGGAUCUUCUUCUCGCACACAUUUCUCGCGCGUCCUUACAGUGGGAGUGUUUUCAUGCAGCGUUAGCCUCUGAGGGUUUUUUUUUUUCUUCCUUUCUCUCCUCCGCUCUUUGUCACUGUGCGACCACCUGCGCUUGGAAAACCCGGCAACGAGGCGGUGGCUGUCCAGGAGUGCGGAGCUGAAGAAGAAGAAGAAGAAAUACAAAAUACAAGAAGCUGCAGACAGCGGCGCAUCCGUGCAGCUCCGCACUACCCCGAGAAAAGCGCACUGCCUCUCCUCUCCCCCCCCAACCUGCCAUAGGCUACAGGCAUGUCGACCACCGGGGAUGUGCCAGCCUUCUUCAGGAGCAUGGGCUCCGACAGCCCCGCCAGGCCCAGGCAGCAGUUCUGCGGCAUGUUCUGCCCCGUGGAGGGCUCCGCCACGGACGGCAAGACGCUGGACUUUGGCGCGCUGUCGGCGUGCGCCAGGGGCCGCGGCGAGCGGCCGGUCAUCGACCGGCAGACCGACAUCUCGCAGCCGAGGAAGGUGGAGAUCAGGCAGAGCACCGGGAAGGAAGCCCUGCAGAACCUGGAUGAUAAACGGAGUGACCGUCUCCUGAUCAAAGGGGCGAAGAUCGUGAACGAUGACCAGUCCUUCUGCGCUGACAUCUACAUGGAGGAUGGAGUCAUCAAACAAAUCGGGGAAAACCUCAUCGUGCCCGGCGGCGUGAAAACCAUCGACGCCCACGGCCGCAUGUUGAUGCCGGGCGGCAUCGACGUGCACACGCGCUUCCAGAUGCCCGACCGAGGCAUGACGUCCGCGGACGACUUCUACCAGGGGACCAAGGCGGCGCUGGCCGGAGGCACCACCAUGAUCAUUGACCAUGUCGUACCUGAGCCGGGCAUCAGCCUCAUCGCAGCCUUCGAGCAGUGGCGCGAGUGGGCCGACAGCAAGUCCUGCUGCGACUACUCGCUGCACGUCGACAUCACCGAGUGGCACCGGGGCAUCCAGGAGGAGAUGGAGGCUCUGGUGAAGGAUCACGGUGUCAACUCUUUCCUGGUCUACUUGGCUUAUAAAGAUGUUUUCCAGCUCACCGACGCUCAGGUGUACGAGGUGUUCAGUGUGAUCCGUGAUCUGGGAGCCGUCGCUCAGGUGCACGCGGAGAAUGGAGACAUAGUAGCUGAGGAGCAGCGCAGGAUCCUGGAGCAGGGCAUCACCGGGCCUGAAGGACACGUGCUGAGCCACCCUGAGGAGGUGGAGGCGGAGGCCGUCAACCGCUCGGUGACCGUGGCCAAUCAGACCAACUGCCCCCUGUACGUCACCAAGGUGAUGAGCAAAAGCGCUGCCGAUGUCAUCGCUCAGGCCAGGAAGAAGGGCACCGUGGUGUACGGCGAGCCAAUCACAGCGAGCCUGGGGACGGACGGCUCGCACUAUUGGAGCAAGAACUGGGCCAAGGCGGCCGCCUACGUCACCUCCCCUCCGCUGAGCCCCGACCCGACCACGCCGGACUAUCUCAACUCUCUGCUCUCCUGCGGCGACCUGCAGGUGACAGGAAGUGCCCACUGUCCCUUCAACACCGCGCAGCGCGCCGUGGGCAAAGACGACUUCAGCCUGAUUCCCGAGGGCGUCAACGGCACCGAGGAGAGGAUGUCCAUCAUCUGGGACAAGUGUGUGGUGACAGGUAAGAUGGACGAGAACCAGUUUGUGGCCGUGACCAGCACCAACGCCGCCAAGAUCUUCAACCUGUACCCCCGCAAGGGCCGCAUCGCCGUGGGCUCGGACGCCGACCUGGUGCUGUGGGACCCGGACGUCACGAAGAUCAUCUCCGCCAAGAGCCACAACUCGGCUGUGGAGUACAACAUCUUCGAGGGCACAGAGGUGCGCGGCGGGCCGCUGGUGGUGAUCAGCCAGGGCAAGAUCGUCUUGGAGGAGGGCAACCUCCACACCACCGAGGGCUCGGGACGCUUUGUGGCCCGCAAACCCUUCCCGGACUACGUCUACAAGAGGAUAAAGGCCCGCAGCAGGCUGGCGGAGCUGAGGGGUGUUCCCCGAGGACUGUACGACGGUCCGGUGUGCGAGGUGUCGGUCACCCCCAAAGCCAUGACCCCCGCCUCCUCUGCCAAGACCUCACCUGCCAAGCAGGCCAGCCAGCCCGUCCGUAACCUGCACCAGUCCGGAUUCAGUCUAUCUGGUGCCCAGUUCGACGACAACAUUCCUCGCCGCAACACCCAGCGCAUCGUGGCGCCGCCGGGCGGCAGGGCCAACAUCACCAGCCUGGGUUAGAGCUCCGACCCGGGGGGCCGCCGAGGAGGAAAUGGAAGAAUCGGGGGAGAGAGAGAGAGCGGCCGACGGGAGCUGCAGGGCCGAGAACACCACGUCACGAUACCGGCGGGGCGGGGCGGGGCAGGGGGGGGGGGGGGGGGGGCCUCGCCCCUUUGCUGCACCUGACCGGGCCCCUCCGUCGGCCUCCAUCUUUGACUUCCUCCUCUGCCGCUUGUUCACUCGCCUCCUCUUGCCCCAGCACCCGAUCCUAGAGGACACUGCUAGAAACAAAUAAAAAAGCAAAAAACGGACAAAAAAAAUCUGCCUCAUAAUGAAAAAAAAGAAGAGAAAACACUCCUUGUUUGAGCACUUUUGACAGCAUUAUUUAGUUGUUGUUGUUUGUUUUUUUGUUUUUUUAUACUGUACUUUCUCCCUGCAAUGUACCCUUUGGAUGUUUGUUUCAUUGUUGUUUUUAAUAGAGGGGUCGAGACUAAACUGAA
Scophthalmus maximus (turbot) is the source of this 2986-nucleotide messenger RNA. It is a transcript of the gene dpysl2b, whose product is annotated as dihydropyrimidinase like 2b. The coding region runs from base 555 to 2507 and encodes 650 amino acids. The record is from RefSeq and is a predicted model, not a curated record. Gene Ontology annotation, cellular component: cytoplasm; cytosol. The transcript has 14 exons. Lineage: Eukaryota; Metazoa; Chordata; Actinopteri; Pleuronectiformes; Scophthalmidae. Gene Ontology annotation, molecular function: hydrolase activity, acting on carbon-nitrogen (but not peptide) bonds, in cyclic amides.